AUGCAGCUGCCACUCUCGUUCACAGCCAUAUUGGCCGCUACCAGUACCCUUGUGAACGCAGCACCCGCAAAUGACCUCCACGAGCGACGUGUCGAUUUCAAUUGGGGCAGUAAUAAGGUCAAGGUCCGUGGCGUCAAUCUAGGCGGUUGGUUGGUCCUUGAGUCGUUCAUUACACCUUCCAUCUUCGAGAGUCAUAGCUCGGACAACUGGCCCAUCGUCGAUGAGUGGGGACUGUGUGAGAAGGUCGGCCAACAGAACUGUGCCGAUGUCCUCAAGCCUCAUUGGGACAGCUUUGUGACGCUUGACGACUUUUGGAAGAUCAAGAACGCUGGCUUCAAUAUGGUCCGCAUUCCCGUGGGCUACUGGAGCUACGUCAAUCCAUGGGGACCGUAUGCUCAAGGUGCCGCCCCGUACCUGGAUGCUGCAAUCGACUGGGCGCGACAGACUGGCUUGAAGGUGGUGAUCGAUCUCCACGGCGCACCCAAAUCUCAGAACGGCUUUGAUCAUUCCGGUCACAGGGCCUCUGUUCCUGGUUGGGGCGAUGCCGACAGUCUUGGCUACACUCAUGCUGCACUUCGUAUUAUCGAGGAGAAGUAUGCUAUACCAUCGAUGCAGGAUGUUGUCGUCUCGAUCCAGCCGCUCAACGAGCCUUUCUUGCUCAAGCUGGACAAGGAGAUGGUCAAGAACUUCUACCGCGAUGCUUACUACAACCUUCGCGAGAUCAGUGAUAUGCCCAUCAUGUUCCACGAUGGGUUCGAAGUCCCGAGCUGGAUGAACGGCUUCCUCACACCGCAGGACAACAACGCACAGAAUGUGAUUGUCGAUCAUCACGAGUACCAGAUCUUCGACAAGGACCUUCUAGCAUUUUCGGUCGAGCAGCAUCUUGGCCUCAUGUGCGAUUCCGCCAACAACCUCCAUAGCUCCGACAAGUGGACCAUAGUCGGCGAAUGGUCCGGCGCCCUCACCGACUGUGCCAAACACGUCAACGGCUUCGCUGCAGGCCACCGCUAUGACGGCAGCUACCCCGACACCCACUACAUCGACACAUGCACCGGAAAAUCCGGGCUUGUAUCCACCUGGACGCAAGAAUGGAAGGACAACAUCCGGCGCUACAUUGAAGUGCAACUCGACGCGUACGAGGCGAACACCAUGGGUUGGGUCUUUUGGAACUUCAAGACUGAGGGCAGCGCGGGCGAUUGGGAUCUCUUUCAGCUGCUGGAUGGAGGUGUGUUUCCGCAACCCCUUUCAGAUAGGAAGUUUCCUAGGUGGUGUAAGAACUUUUAG
Parastagonospora nodorum SN15 is the source of this 1284-nucleotide messenger RNA. RefSeq lists its product as hypothetical. Gene Ontology annotation, cellular component: extracellular region; cell surface. Gene Ontology annotation, biological process: glucan catabolic process. The transcript has 5 exons. Gene Ontology annotation, molecular function: glucan exo-1,3-beta-glucosidase activity. The record is from RefSeq and is a predicted model, not a curated record. Lineage: Eukaryota; Fungi; Ascomycota; Dothideomycetes; Pleosporales; Phaeosphaeriaceae. Bases 1 to 1284 code for a protein of 427 amino acids.